Brenthis ino (lesser marbled fritillary) is the source of this 1035-nucleotide messenger RNA. The record is from the annotation of a GenBank genome assembly. NCBI's taxonomy places the organism in Eukaryota, Metazoa, Arthropoda, Insecta, Lepidoptera, Nymphalidae.
AUGGAAAAUAACGCCGCGGUGUUGUACGGACCAAAAGAUUUGAGAAUUGAAAAAUGGCUGAUGCCAGAAAUAAGUGAGAAUGAAGUUUUGAUAAAAAUCGAGUGUGUUGGCAUCUGCGGUUCAGACGUGAAGUUGUAUUAUACUGGCAAAUGUGGCCUGGAAGUCCUUUCUAAGCCCAUUGUCGUAGGACAUGAGGGAGCUGGUGUCGUAGUCGAGGUGGGCUCUAAAGUUACCAACGUCGCGGUUGGAGAUCGCGUAGCGGUAGAACCUACGCAGCCGUGCCGCAGCUGCGAGCUGUGCAAGCAAGGCCGAUACAACCUUUGCACAAAACCAUGCUAUUGCAGUACUACCGACGCUAUGGGAAAUCUUUGUAAUUAUUAUAAACACGUCGCGGAUUUUUGUCACAAGAUCCCAGAUAACGUAACUAUGGAGGAAGCUGCCGCAGUGCAACCACUAGCUAUUGCGAUCCAUGCGUGCGGUCGCGCCAACAUCCGACUCGGCUCCAUCCUGGUCAUACUUGGCGCCGGCCCUAUAGGCGUGCUGUGCGCGAUGACUGCUAAAGCUAUGGGCGCUUCUAAGAUACUCAUGACUGAUGUAGUCGAAUCCCGGCUUCAUAUGGCGAAGCAGCAAGGUGCGGACUACACGCUUCUUGUGACACCAGACAGUAAACUAGAAGACAUUGUAGACAAAAUUACAAAGAUAUUGGGAACUUCUCCAAAUGUCACCAUCGACGCGUGUGGAUCCGAGUCCGCUCAGAGUGUAGCAAUGAUGGUGACUCGUUCUGGGGGCACAGUGCUGGUGGUUGGUAUCGGCGAACCUCUUUCUCGGGUGCCGAUUACUAAUGCACUCUUAAGAGAAGUAGACAUACGUGGUGCAUAUAGACUACUUAAUUCAUACCCGCUGGCGUUGGCGGCGGUAUCAAGUGGAAGCAUUAAUCUUAAGUCAUUCAUAACGCAUCACUUCCCUUUGCAAAAAUCAAAAGAUGCUGUAGAGUUUGCUGCGACUGGUGAAGCUAUGAAAAUUAUAAUACAUCUG